Messenger RNA from Symphalangus syndactylus (siamang), 2914 nucleotides. It is a transcript of the gene TSLIG3B, whose product is annotated as family with sequence similarity 98 member B. Gene Ontology annotation, cellular component: tRNA-splicing ligase complex. Lineage: Eukaryota; Metazoa; Chordata; Mammalia; Primates; Hylobatidae. The record is from RefSeq and is a predicted model, not a curated record.
GGAACCUUGGCGCGGUGACGCUAGUUUCCGGCGGGAUACUUAGAGCGCCGAACAGCUCUGGGCCAAAGGACCAUGAGAGGGCCGGAGCUGGGUCCCGAACCAACGAUGGAGGGAGACGUGCUGGACACACUGGAGGCGCUGGGGUAUAAAGGACCACUGUUAGAAGAGCAAGCCCUUACGAAGGCGGCAGAGGGUGGAUUAUCUUCACCUGAGUUUUCAGAGCUGUGUAUUUGGUUAGGCUCUCAAAUAAAAUCAUUAUGCAACUUGGAAGAAAGUAUCACGUCUGCUGGAAGAGAUGAUCUAGAGAGCUUCCAGCUUGAGAUAAGUGGCUUUUUAAAAGAAAUGGCAUGUCCAUAUUCUGUACUCAUAUCAGGAGAUAUUAAAGAUCGUUUAAAAAAGAAGGAGGACUGUUUGAAACUUCUAUUAUUUUUAAGUACAGAACUUCAAGCUUCACAGAUAUUACAGAACAAGAAACAUAAAAAUUCUCAAUUAGAUAAAAAUAGUGAAAUUUAUCAGGAAGUUCAAGCUAUGUUUGAUACACUUGGUAUACCCAAGUCAACAACUUCUGACAUUCCGCAUAUGCUAAACCAGGUGGAAUCAAAGGUGAAAGAUAUUCUCUCAAAGGUCCAGAAAAAUCAUGUGGGAAAACCACUGCUGAAAAUUGAUUUAAAUUCAGAACAGGCGGAACAACUGGAAAGAAUCAAUGAUGCUCUUUCCUGUGAAUAUGAGUGCCGCCGACGAAUGUUAAUGAAACGAUUAGAUGUGACUGUACAGUCCUUUGGAUGGUCUGAUAGAGCAAAGGUAAAAACAGAUGAUAUAGCAAGAAUUUAUCAGCCUAAGCGUUAUGCUUUGUCACCCAAGACGACGAUUACAAUGGCACAUCUACUUGCUGCUCGUGAAGAUCUAUCCAAGAUCAUUAGGACAAGUAGUGGCACCAGCCGGGAGAAGACCGCAUGUGCCAUUAAUAAGGUGCUGAUGGGAAGGGUGCCUGACAGGGGAGGCCGGCCGAAUGAAAUUGAACCACCACCCCCAGAAAUGCCCCCUUGGCAAAAGAGACAAGAAGGCGGCGGUGGAAGGGGUGGUUGGGGUGGUGGUGGUGGAGGUGGUGGUAGAGGAGGUGGUGGGGGUGGGGGUGGGAGAGGUGGCUGGGGGGGUGGAGGAGGAGGUUGGGGAGGUGGUGGGGGAGGGGGAGGAGGGUGGGGGGGAGGAGGAGGAGGUGGUAGAGGAGGUUUCCAAGGCAGGGGAGAUUAUGGUGGAAGAGGGGGUUAUGGUGGAAGAGGGGGCUAUGGUGGAAGAGGCUAUGGAGAUCCAUAUGGAGGAGGUGGUGGUGGUGGUGGUGGUGGUGGAGGUGGAUAUAGAAGAUACUAAAAACUAUAAAAGUUAGAUAGCAGUGCUUGCUUCUUUAUAGAUACAUUAGAAAUAGUGUUCUAAAUAACAUACUUGAAUAUCAUCUUUGAAGUAAAUACCAUGUUAGACUCCCUGGUGAUACCAUUCUUGAAUUGGUUAAUAUGUAAGAACAUUGUUUUUUACUACCAGUUGAUCUCUCAAAUUAAGUGACGACUUUUUCCAUAUUCUAUGUACCCUUGAGCAUGUUGUAUCUUUUUAAAAAACAAAAGAACAAAAAUUAUUUUUUAAAAUGUAAAUAUUUAUUACCAUCAGACUUGGAAAAUGGGAAGUAUUUUAUUGUCAUGAUUGAAUUUAGAUUGUUACCUGUAUUUUGUUCAGGUUUGAGACAUAUAAAAGACCCCACCUGUAAUGGAAAGGAAUAUAGACCCUUAACUCACCUGUAUUGCUGUGGAUGUGUUUUGUGCGUUUUUCAUUCAAUUUUACAAAAUAGGGAAAGGCACUUCCAGUUGUAUUUAGUAGGCAGUUGUUGUGAAUCGUUUUUUUCUCUUAUAGGAGGAGAUUCCUCUCUAGCCAUGUUUCUGUUAAAGUUUCAUUAAUUGAAGCCCAAGUUUACUUUUUACUGUACAUACUUAUUUUCUAAUUGGAUUUGAAAUCAGCAUGAUUUUGUUUGACAAAGCAACGUUUAAGAUUGAGGUCAGAAAUACUUUAAUGGAGCAAAGACACAUACCAACUUUACAUGAUGGUGUGAGAAAUAGUCCUAUAAACUGGUCUCUUCAUCAUUUAUGCUCUCACUUUAGAUAUCCAAAUAUUAAAAGGCAGGCUGACCUGUAUCACACAGAAUUAAGGCAGUAAUUUCCUGCUUCAGUAGAUCAAGGGUAGGGAUGCCGUGGUAAUUCUGAUUCACAGCUAGAUUUGGGAAACACAAAGUUAGGGAAUGGCUAUAUGUGAUUUGCUAGUUGGAGCAGUCAAAGUCUUAGCUAUCAAGAGUUGUGAAUUUGAAUCAUGGCACUAGUUCAGGGGUGCUAUGGAUUGAAAUGACCUUAGUUCUCAAGGAGUGAUUUGUCCUCAUUUUUCAAAUGAGGAAUGAGACACUUACCAUCAUCUCAGGUUGUUUCAUAAAGACCUAAGUACAAAUACAAUUUGUUAAGAACUUACAGAGGGCCUAUUUUGAAUGCUUUAAGAUGUAGGCCAAGUAAUGUAUUUUUCUCUUAGUGUAGAAAGUUAGAGAAAAAGAGCUGGCACCAUAAAUUUUUUAAAUCUCAGUGUAAAAUCUAUAUCUCAUUGUAGACUUCUGGUAAAUACCUAUACAUAACAACUUAAUGUGAUCUAACCAACUCAGCUGAUAGAAAGCUGAAUUGUUCCCAGUGGACAAGUGGUAUUUGAUGUUCAGCAGGUUUUUUUGUUAUUUUUUUGGUAAACUCUGUGGUAAAAUCUAAAAUAAUGUUAAAACCCUAAAAGUAACUAUUGAAUAUUCUGUAAUCUUAGACAUGUAUUUUUCAAGCUAACCCUUUGAAGAAAUGUGUUCAAGGUAGGAAAAUAUAAAAUUUUUUGGUUAUUUGUAAAUUUA